UGUGAGCAAGUGUGUAGGCAGCUAUGAGAUCAGUAGAGGAGAAGAGAGAGAGAAAGAGACAGUGGGGAAGAGAGAAAGAGGGAGGAGUGUCAAAGUGAUAGAGACAGAAGGGGUGAGAGAGACAGAGCGCAGUAGGGAACUACAGAAAGUCAGGGCGAUAGAGACAGAAGGAAGAGAGAGACGCAGGUGAAGCUGAUGAGCUAAAGGUAGCUGGGAACAUGUGCAUGCGAGCUCGCGGGAUGCAGCACCGCGAAAACGAGCGCUAAACCGCGCGCGCUGAUGUGGGCUCCAGUCGUGAGCGGGGGCGCGCGCUGAUCACAGAACGCACACAGCUUUUCCCCCCACGUGCUGCAGGCGGAUGUGAGCGUUAAAGAGCGAGCGGCGGGGCCGAAGAUUCAGGAGCAGCGCGAGCUGGAGGCAAUGCUGCGUUAAGUUGAAGCGCUGUGACUCAAAGUUUUAAUGGGGAUUGAGGACCUGAGCAUGAGGAAUGGCCGGGCGCUGUCCGACCAGUGGGCUGACGGUGUGGUGGUGCGUCCCCGGACCACUGAACAACACAUCACUGUGCACAAGAGACUUGUGCUUGCUUUCGCAAUCUCCAUCCUCACCCUCAUUGUGGUGACAGCCAUUGCUGUGAUGCUGGGUGUCCGCUUUGAGAAAUGCAGCGGUGGCAGUGAGAGAGUUGUUCUACCUGGUAAUGGGUCCAAUCAGUUGCAAGAUGGAAAUUCUGAGCAUAAAGGGGAAGAGUUGCAGCCGUGGCGCCAUUCACGCUUACCAGCCACACUACGCCCACGCCACUAUGACCUCCAGCUUUCUGUGUACAUGGACAAUUAUACCUUCUCUGGAAAGGUGAGCAUCGAGUUUGAAUGUGUGAACGCAACCAAGUUCAUCGUGCUGCAUGCGGACAGGCUGGAUGUGGAUAAGGUGGCUGUGUACUCAGAUAAUAAAAAACCAGGUGCAAUGAGGAUCCACCGGCAGUUCCACUAUGCUCCCAACCAGGUCUAUGUCAUCACUUUGCACCGAGAAAUGAAGCCACUCAGAACAUACAAGCUCAACAUCACAUUUGAAGCUCAAAUUGAAAACGAACUGUUGGGCUUCUUCCGCAGCUCAUACCUGCUGCACGGAGAGAAAAGGUAUCUCGCUGUGACCCAGUUCUCACCGACUCAUGCAAGGAAGGCUUUCCCAUGUUUUGAUGAGCCAAUCUACAAAGCCACCUUCACUGUAAGACUGAGGCAUGAUGCCUCUUACCAGUCCCUCUCUAACAUGCCUACUGAGGCAUCCAGCCUGGAUGAGGAUGGCUGGGUCACCAAUCACUUUUACAGGACACCUCGCAUGUCCACUUACUAUCUGGCUUGGGCAGUAUGCAACUUCACAUACCGAGAGGCGAUCACAGAUAGCGGAGUUGUGAUCCGGCUGUACGCUCGACCUGAUGCUAUUCAGAGCGGAUCAGGAGAUUAUGCCCUGCAGAUCACCAAAAGGCUUCUCAACUUCUACCAGAAUUAUUUCAAAGUAAAAUACUCCCUGCCCAAACUAGAUCUCCUGGCUGUGCCAAAACACCCGUAUGCAGCGAUGGAGAACUGGGGUCUUAGUGUGUUUGUUGAGCAGAAGAUUUUGCUGGAUCCAGAAGUCUCAUCUUUCUCCUACCAGAUGGAGCUCACCAUGGUGGUGGUGCAUGAGAUCUGCCACCAGUGGUUUGGAGACCUUGUUACCCCAGUCUGGUGGGAAGACGUAUGGCUCAAAGAGGGAUUUGCUCAUUUCUUCGAGUAUGUUGGGACUGAUUUCCUCUUCCCAAAGUGGAAUAUGGAGAAGCAGAGGUUCCUGACUGAUGUUCUUCAUGAGGUGAUGCUACUGGAUGGUUUGGCAAGUUCUCAUCCCAUCUCUCAGGAGGUUUUUGAAGCUGCUGACAUUGACCGAGUUUUUGACUGGAUUGCUUACAAAAAGGGAGCUGCACUGAUCCGCAUGUUGGCAAAUGUCAUGGGACAAGCUGUAUUCCAGAAAGGCAUCAAUGACUAUUUAAUGACGCACAUGUAUGGAAAUGCGGCAAGGGAUGACUUGUGGAACAAGUUUUCAGAGGCCAUGCAGACUGAAGGGAAAGACAUCAACAUAAAGGAAGUGAUGGAUGGGUGGACUCUACAAAUGGGCUAUCCCGUGGUCACCAUCAGCAAAAAUGAGAGCCUGGACAACAUGGUGACCAUCAACCAGGAACACUUCAUCUAUGACAUGGAAGCCAAGAUCAGCAACCCUGAUUUUUUCAACAAUAGUUUCCAGUGGCAGAUCCCAUUGACCCUAGCAGUGGGAAACGCCAGUCACAUAUCAUCUGAGACUGUCAUAUGGGUCUCUAAAAGAACAGAGAUGCACUCUGUGGGCCACAUAGACGAGAAGAUGUGGUUGCUGGGAAACAUCAAUCAAACAGGCUACUUCAGGGUGAACUAUGACCUUCACAACUGGAGGCUCCUUAUUCAGCAGUUGAUGAUCAACCCCACAAUCAUCUCUGUAGGCAAUCGUGCUGGCCUGAUUGACGACGUCUUCAACCUGGCCAGGGCUGGCUAUCUCCCACAGAGCAUCCCUCUGCAGAUCAUCUGUUACCUGUCUGAGGAGGAUGAGUUUCUGCCCUGGCACGCUGCCAGUCGUGCGCUGUACCAACUCGACAAGCUGCUUGACCGCACCAAGGACUACAGCAUCUUUAGCAGCUAUGUAUUGAGACAGGUUGAGCUGAAGUAUCAUAAGCUGGGCUGGCCAAGUGUGAAUGCAGAUGGCUCCUUCCUGCAGGCCACCUAUCAGACUGAAGAGCUACAAAGGGCAGUGAUUAUGUUGGCCUGCAGUUUUGGGAAUAAACACUGCCAUCGGCAGGCUGUGUCCCUUGUGUCCGAGUGGAUCUCGAGCAACAAGAACAGGAUUCCCCCAAAUGUACGGGACAUUGUCUACUGCACGGGUGUCUCUCUGAUGGAUGAAGAUGUAUGGGAGUUUAUCUGGAUGAAGUUCCACUCCUCCAUGGCCAUCUCAGAGAAGAAAGUCCUGCUGGAGGCCCUAACCUGCAGUGACAACACUUACCUACUCAACAGACUGCUCAACUUGUCUCUAAGCUCAGAUCUGGUGCCAGAUCAAGAUGUGAUUGACAUCAUCAUCCAUGUUGGCCGCAACCCACAUGGACGCCGUUUGGCAUGGAGGUAUUUCAGAGAAAAGUGGGACAUAUUAAACUCCAGGUAUGGUGAGGCUUUAUUUAUGAACUCUAAAUUAAUCAGCGGUGUGACAGAGUUUCUCAACACAGAGAGCGAACUCAGCGAGCUGAAGGAUUUCAUCCAGAUGAACAGUGGAGGAGCAGUAUCUGCAUUCACUCGAGCGUUGGAGAUUGUCAAGGCUAAUGUGAAAUGGCACAAUCUUUACAAGGAGCAGUUCUUCCAGUGGCUGAAGAAAUCACCCAAUGACUAAUAAUCCACCAUGUUCAUUAUCUGUUAGCAUGGAGUCUCUAUCAAACAUUUAUAGACCAUUAGCCAUGGGAGAAGAUAAAAGAACAAUAAAAUAUCAUUUUUGGACCCUGAUAAUCUUUGUUUUUCCUGAUAAAGAAAAGACCAGGCAAUGGUGGAAAUGAACAUGGAAUGGGUCAAAUAUGUGUUGCUACAAACAGAAUCACUGUUAAAUAUUGCCUGGUGGUGUAUAUCUCAAGUGACAUUCCAUUUUUUUUUCUCUUUUCUGUAUAUUCCUCAGAUCUUCAAAUCAUACUUGUUUCAUGCAUGAAAACAAUUUCCUCCCUCCAAUGAAUCGAUUUUCAGAGUUAGUACCUGAGUCUUGGGAUGCUCAGGACAAAUUUCAACUUUUUUUGGACUGCAAAUUGAUACUAAUCUGAAUGUAGAUAAGCACAAAAUCAGCCAGCCUGACAAUCAGUGAUUUCAACUGAAAUGGUCCAAAGAAAGGACAAAAGUGGGUGUUUGUUCCCUUUCUUCAAGCCAUAGAAAGAAGGACAGAGGAGAUCUGGGCAGCAGUCCAUAUUGGUGUAUCGAAUGGUUGUGUGUGUCUCACAUAUAUUGUAUGUUAGUACUUGUUUUCUUCACACAAGGCCUCACCUUGUAUAUCUAGUGUAAAUGCUAAAUGGAAAGUAAUCACUGUGUCAAAAUGUUCAUACACAAUAGUUUAUUACAGAGGAAAUACUGAGAAGAAGAGCUGUAAGGUGUUGGAAAUAUCUAGAAAUCAGACAUUUACAAGUUGUAGAUUUGGAGUGUUAGUUGGAAUAUGCUGUAAAUUUGAUGUCAGCCCAAAUCCCUGAUUGUUGCUCACUUGAAAAUCACAUGCUAACAUGAUGCAUAUGUUUACGGUGAGCUAAUUACAAUUAAAAUAUCAGUUGUAUAAGCA
Pangasianodon hypophthalmus (striped catfish) is the source of this 4344-nucleotide messenger RNA. RefSeq names its product thyrotropin-releasing hormone-degrading ectoenzyme. Gene Ontology annotation, cellular component: cytoplasm. The record is from RefSeq and is a predicted model, not a curated record. Gene Ontology annotation, biological process: peptide catabolic process; proteolysis. Gene Ontology annotation, molecular function: metalloaminopeptidase activity; zinc ion binding; peptide binding. Lineage: Eukaryota; Metazoa; Chordata; Actinopteri; Siluriformes; Pangasiidae. Bases 460 to 3426 code for a protein of 988 amino acids. The transcript is spliced from 20 exons.